UGAGCAGGGCUGGAAGCGCAGAGUGGGAGUCGGAGCACCUCAGUCCCGCGCAGGCCUGGGUCUUUCCGCCGCUCACUGGCACCGAAGUUUAAGGGCCCGGCCCACUGCCGCGGCGCAAGUGAGCAGCCUCAGGAAGCCUCGCCGGCUCGGGUCAGAGACGACCACCCCUGGUCUCUGACCCGAGGAGAAACCGAUGUCAGCGACAGGGGCUGUUUCAAAGCCAGUUACAGAGGCUGGAACCCUCCAGGAAGAGGACUCUCCAAGAACAGGGGCAUAAGCACAGCCCCAGUGAAGAGUUGACAUUAUGAGGCCGAGUUUGGCUUCUGAUUUCCCACUGGAGGACUUGGAGCAUUUGGUCCCUGCGGCGCUGGAUGCCAUGAGUUGCUAAAAGUGAGCCUGGCUUUUCAGCUGUCUUGGGGGCACAGUGUCGGGGGCACAGAGCCAUGUCUGACCUGCUUCUCCUAGGCCUGAUUGUGGGCCUGACUCUGCUGCUGCUGCUGACACUGCUGGCCUUUGCUGGGUACUCAGGGCUGCUGUCUGGGGUGGUGGUGAGUGCCGGCUCACCCCCCAUCCGCAAUGUCACUGUGGCCUACAAGUUCCACGUGGGGCCCUACAGCGAGACUGGGAGGCUUUUCACCGAGAGCUGCAGUGUCUCCCCCAAGCUCCGCUCCAUCGCCGUCUACUACGACAACCCCCACAUGGUACCCCCUGAGAAGUGCCGCUGUGCAGUGGGCAGCAUUCUGAGUGAAGGUGAGGAGUCACCCUCCUCUGAGCUCAUCCAGCUCUACCAGAAAUUUGGCUUCAAGGUGUUCUCCUUCCCGGCACCCAGCCAUGUGGUGACGGCCACCUUCCCCUAUACCUCCACCCUGUCCAUCUGGCUGGCUACCCGCCGUGUCCAUCCUGCCCUGGAUGCCUACAUCAAGGGGCGGAAGCUGUGUGCCCACCCUCGGCUAGAGAUCUACCAGCAAGACCAGAUCUAUUUCAUGUGCCCACUGGCACGGCAGGGAGACUUCUACGUGCCUGAGGUGAAGGAGACAGAGCGGAAAAGCCGAGGGCCCGCAGAGGCCACUGACGCCCAGAUGGAUGGCACAGAUACAUGGAUCCAUGUAGAUGUGGAUUCACACAUGUUACCCCUGGCAACACAGAUACAAAGACCCUGCCUGGAUUCCCUUCAGAUGCAACAGGGAGUACCCUUGGAAACUGAGCUCACAGACAGCUGGAUGCUCAUGGGAGGAGCUGAUACGAUGAGUGACACGAGUUCUGUAAGCCUGGAGGUUGGUCCUGGCAGCCGGGAGACUUCAGCUGCCACACUGUCCCCUGGGGUGAGCAGCCGUGGCUGGGACGAUGGUGACACCCGCAGUGAGCACAGCUAUAGCGAGUCGGGCGCCAGUGGCUCAUCCUUUGAGGAGCUGGACCUGGAAGGCGAGGGACCCCUGGGAGAGCCAAGGCUGAGCCCUGAGGCUGAACCCCUAGGGGCUGCCAAGUGGCCCCGGGAACCUAGUACCCCGGAGAAGGGUGAGGAGUAACCCUAGGCUCAUACCCUCCUGGGGUGCAAUCGCUAAGGAACUGAGCAGACUCUCCAGCCCUCUUCCUCCUUCACCUCUCAGGCCCAGGCUGGGGCCUGGGGCCUCAGGGGGACCUGAUUUCCACUGCCCUGGGCUCUAGCUAAGCCUUCUACCACACUUUUGGCUCCCAGGGCCAAAGGAGCCAGGGACUGUAAUCUGCACCCAGACCCCGGGGCUACUGCCCCUCUGACACCUUUUUUCAGAUUCACAUUGGAGCUUCCAGAACCAGAAUAAAGCAUAUAAUUUUCUUGUUUCACCUGGA
Molecule: messenger RNA, 1827 nt
Organism: Felis catus (domestic cat)
Lineage: Eukaryota; Metazoa; Chordata; Mammalia; Carnivora; Felidae
Gene: TEX264
Product: testis expressed 264, ER-phagy receptor
Exons: 7
Coding region: 444-1526 (360 amino acids)
Biological process (GO): reticulophagy; protein-DNA covalent cross-linking repair
Cellular component (GO): endoplasmic reticulum membrane; autophagosome membrane; replication fork
Source: RefSeq, a predicted model, not a curated record